AUGACCAACCGUGAUUUCACUCCGAGUCCCACCGAGGAGAAACCUCGCUCCAUCGAAUCGGACGACAAGCUCUCGUCCAAGGAAGGCCUCGAACAUGAUCAACUCAAUCAGCUCGAGGUCGCCACCCGCUCCGUCGUCUCCACCGAGGGCGUCAUCGAUGCUGCCGAGCUGGACCGCGUCCUUGACGAAGCUGCUAUCGAGGCUGCCGGACAGGGCGAGAACAACAGUCUCUACCUCUGGAUUCUCACCCUCUUUGCCACCAUUUCGGGCCUCUUGUUCGGCUAUGACACGGGCGCAAUCUCGAGCGUGCUCGUGCAAGUAGGCACCGAUCUUGACAACAGGCCCUUGACAGACGGCGACAAGGAGUUCAUCACAUCGGCACUCACCGUUGGAGCCAUCAUCUCUGCCCUUUUUGCUGGCGUGAUCGCAGACAAGAUCGGCCGAAAGUGGACGCUUGUCAUCUGCGACAUCAUGUUCAUCGUCGGCGCCGUCGUACAAGCCGCCGCUCACAAGAAGUGGGAAGUCAUCCCGGGCCGCCUGAUUCUCGGCCUGGGAGUCGGCGCAGCUUCCCAGAUCACGCCGGUCUUCAUUCAGGAGCUAGCCCCAGCUCGUGCGAGAGGUAGGCUGACAUGCCUCAACUCGAUUGCAGUCACAGGUGGCCAAGUUCUCGCAUAUGCCAUCGGCGCCGGAUUUGAGAACGUCUCCUCCGGUUGGCGUUGGAUCAUCGCUCUUGGCGCCUUCCCCCCAAUCGUUCAGAUGCUCGGCAUCCACUUUUACAUGUCCGAGUCCCCGCGAUACCUCAUCAAGCAACGCCGUGACGACGAGGCCAUCCGCGCCCUUGCUCGCAUCUACCCGAUCGCCACUCCCGAGCAGAUCGCUGCCAAGAUCAACGUCAUGAAGAAGCACAUCCAGGUCGAAGACAGUCCGCUCUCCCACAGGAUUGCGAAGGUCUGGACUGAUGUUCCUACCAGGCGAGCUGUGUUCCUCACCUCGAUGAACCUUGUCGCUCAGCAGCUCUCAGGUUUCAACUCUUUGAUGUACUUUAGCUCGUCCAUCUUCCAGAAGGCUGGGCUCCGGAACGCCACGGCAACGAGCUUGAUCGUCAGCGGCGCCAAUUUCCUCUGCACCUUCAUCCCGCUCAAGUACAUCGACCGCUUCGGGCGCCGACGCUUCCUCCUUGCAACGAUGCCCUGCGUUGUUCUCUUCCUCGCCUGCACGGCAGGAAUCUUCGCCAAGAUGCUCGAGCCUACCAACCAGCGAUUCGCAGAGGGCUACACCUACCCGACCUCCUACACCUCGGCGAUGCUCGUCUUCAUGGUUCUGUACGUCUGCUCGUACGCCAUCGGUCUUGGCAACGUCCCCUGGCAGCAGGGCGAGUUCUUCUCCACCGAGACGCGCAUGAUCGGCACCUCGAUCUCGACCGCGGCCAACUGGAGCGGAAACCUCGUCGUCUCGUCGACCUUCCUCAGCCUCAUGAAUGCCAUCACUCCCUCCGGUGCCUUCGGCUUUUACGCCGGUCUCACCACCAUCUUCACCCUCAUCGUCUACUUCCUCUACCCCGAGACGUCGCUGCUCUCGCUCGAAGAGGUCAGGACCACCCUCGACGGUGGAUUCAACGUCAAGAAGAGUCUCAAGGUGAGGAAGGAGAAGAUUGCGCUGUGGAAGGCGCAAAAGGAGGCGGCUCGUGCCGAGACUUCCGCCUGA
Molecule: messenger RNA, 1704 nt
Organism: Kalmanozyma brasiliensis GHG001
Lineage: Eukaryota; Fungi; Basidiomycota; Ustilaginomycetes; Ustilaginales
Product: General substrate transporter
Exons: 1
Coding region: 1-1704 (567 amino acids)
Biological process (GO): transmembrane transport
Cellular component (GO): membrane
Molecular function (GO): myo-inositol:proton symporter activity
Source: RefSeq, a predicted model, not a curated record